Messenger RNA from Dicentrarchus labrax (European seabass), 2409 nucleotides. RefSeq lists its product as uncharacterized. The transcript has 9 exons. NCBI's taxonomy places the organism in Eukaryota, Metazoa, Chordata, Actinopteri, Moronidae. Bases 34 to 996 code for a protein of 320 amino acids. The record is from RefSeq and is a predicted model, not a curated record.
UACCACUGCACCAUCUUGGACCUGAUACAACAGAUGGGACACACUGUCCUCUCUGUCCACAGAAAGAUGGAUGUCUGGUUCUUGCUGCGGACGGACUAUUUGGACUUCCGAGGAAGAAAUCGUCUGGAAGUAGUCUUGAAGGGCCGAAACACUUCAACCGAUUCUUUUGCUCUCAAGAUCUUGUUGAUGCUUUUAUUGGAGAGAAACAACAUUCUUCUGAGGAGCUUUCAAGCAGGUAGUGCACUCAGGUCAAAGGUGAAGAACUCCAAAUUGGAUGAGACAGGUGUUUUUGGCAUAUCCUAUAAGCAUGAAGAUCCACGUCGCUUUCUUAGUCUGAAGAGAGGUGAAAGCCUUUCGAAUGCUGUCUACCUGCUAAAGGAACUGCAAGAACAGUUUGGGACAAGCAAAAUAAUUGUCUUCAUGUAUGAUAUUGCUUGCAGAUUAAAACCUCACUUGCAGAAGUUUUAUCCGGAUCUUCUGACAAAGAAGCUGACAUUUGCUGUUCCUGCGUUCCAUGCUUAUGGACAUGAUGUUGCUUGUCAGAUUUCAUACAGCUGUAGGAAUGUUGAAGGUGCAGGUUUAGCUGAUGGGGAACAGCUGGAACGACUGUGGUCAUACCUACGCCGUUUUGUAAGGCCUUACAGAGCAAGAUAUACAAGUCUGGGCAAGUCAGUACCGGACAGAGGCCAGGUAGUCUGCAGAGUGGACCUGGGAAGAGGACUAUGUCCAGAAACUGAUGGGGCACCAGGAACUGGCUUGAGCAGUGAGACAGCCAGCUGCACUCGGGAUGUCACAACACAUCUUGAUAAAUGGACAGAAAAUUGCCAUCAAACUUUCAAAGAAGAUCUCUUCGAUAUGCCAGAGGACAAAACAAAAGGUGAAAGACUUCAACAUUGCCACCAGAGCAGUCAACCAGCCACAUGCCUUGGAGUACCACAAUGUGAUUCAAAUCGACAGCCCCAUCUGGUCAACCCUUACCACCAGAAGAAUGGAUAACCUACCUGUCAAACAGCCACUCUUUGUGUUGUGGAGUACAACAAGAAGGGCAAAUGAAGAGAGGGCAUGCUUGGUGGAAGAGUGCAAAUCAGCAAAAACCUUCUAUGAAAAGCAGCUCUUUCAGAUUGACAAAUACGCCCAGCCAGAAUGUCAGUCCUCAAAUAGACAGGACCGAGACACAGCUGCAGCUUUCUGCCGUAAGAGGAGGGAAUUCUCAGAGCAUCUCUCACAGUUUGCAAGUCUCCUCACAGCAAUGACGACAGAUGCUACUUUUGUAAACAGUGAAGAAUCUGAUACUGAUGAAGAGGAGGAUGAUGAGGAUGAAGACGAAGGCGAUGAGGUGGAGGACAAGGAGGAAGACAUUAAUAAUUUUGUUAAAAACAAAAGAACCUCUGUGUCUCUGUUACAACCUGCUGAUGACUGUAACAGUCUCAGCUCAGUGGAAACUUCCCUCUGAUAACAUCCCGUUUGAAGCUUUGCAAUAACUGUAAUACUGUUGAUCCAUUGUUAGGUGUCGUCUUGUUAAUCACCUUGUUAUAGAACAGCAUGUUAAGUAUAUAUACAUAUAUAAACUUAACAUGCUGUUCUAUCUCCAGCUGCUUCCGUCCAUAAGCUUCUUCAGUGUGAAGUCAUUUGGCAGCCCCUUAACCUCUAUAUCCAGCGUCUGGUUAACCAGUGCCUGGUAUGGAAGGCGUCCAGAGCCGCCUGUAACACCUUUAAAAGAUAAAAAUAAAACUGUUUGGACAAAUUCACCUCAUAAAUGCUGAAAAAAUGUACAGGAUAUGCAUUGAGGUCAAUUUGUGCACAGCAAAAAUCAUCACAAGUAUGAGUCAUCAUGACUCGAGCAUUUCAUAUAAUAUACAAAGUCAACAGACAAAUAAACAAAAUAGGCAAGACACUCAAUUAGAAAGACCUUUGCAUCUACUUCAUAUUCAUUCAAUAAAUCAUGCGUAAUCAUUAAAAAACUAAGUAUACAAGAUACAGAUCAGGAUCAGGUCAUGUCCAUAUCAAACUUCAGACAAAGUGAUCUCAGUAACAUCGAGGGUAACAUGACUAAUGAAACUAAAGCGUAAGUUCAGACAGAAAGAUCCUUCAUUGCAUGCACAAUCAAGCUUCCCUCUCUCCCUAUCAUCAGGAGCGUCCCUCUAAAUGUUAAACCAAUCAGAUCAUGCCACAAGUCAUCUAUCAUCCAAUCACAAAGUAUCUGUCAAACUUUAAAAGCUCAUUAAUUUCUCCCCCUCCGCCGGCUGCCGUCAUUUUCACCUCAAUGCUCAUUUCACCUCCUGGCAUCAUCUGGCACAGUUUCCCCAGAAAGCAGCUGCAUGCACACAGUGGAAAGAUGAAAGUUAAGUUAGUGCUAAUGUAAGGAUAUGACAUGAAAAAUGUUAACUCAUGAUGGAUAUUACCUGCAAA